Fusarium sp. VM40 is the source of this 1755-nucleotide messenger RNA. The record is from the annotation of a GenBank genome assembly. NCBI's taxonomy places the organism in Eukaryota, Fungi, Ascomycota, Sordariomycetes, Hypocreales, Nectriaceae.
AUGGCUACAGCUCAUAUGGCCGUCAGGACUGAGACGUUCCCGCAUUCGACCUCCAUCCCCCAUAGCGAGUCAAUGGGCGCUCGCAUUAUUCCUAUACCUACUCCAACGAUCAAGAUGUCUCCUCCAAGUAACGGCGACCCGAUGGAGAUAACUUCACCUGCUCCAUCUUCGAAUGGCAACCACAACUCCGACUCCGAAACCAAUGGCAAAUCCAACGACCGACCCAAGAACUCCCCCGCCCCCGAUUCACACGGUUCGAACAAUCAUGUCAAUAACUCAAACAGCAUGCCAGCACCUCCUCCGGCUGCCGCUGCUAUACACCAGCCUAAAAUCGUGCAGACAGCCUUCAUUCACAAGCUCUACAACAUGCUGGAGGACCCCAAUAUUCAACACCUGAUCUCGUGGUCGGCGAGUGCUGAGAGUUUCGUUAUGUCGCCUUCAGCCGACUUCUCUAAAGUCUUAUCUCAAUAUUUCAAACAUACCAACAUCUCAUCAUUUGUGAGACAGUUGAAUAUGUACGGCUUUCACAAAGAACGCGAUGUAUUUCACACAGGAAAUCCUGAUACGACGCUCUGGGAGUUCAAGCACGGCAAUGGCAACUUCAAGCGUGGAGACCUUGUAGGUCUGCGCGAGAUCAAGCGAAGGGCCAGCAGACAUGCUCUCGUGCAUCGUGAGAGUAAUUACACAAAGCCUGUUACAUCUCAACCAGGCACUCCGGCCGAGCUUGUGCCUCCUCCGCCAGAAAGCGCCGAUGCCAGACUUCUUAACAUCGAGCACACCCUCUUUGAUUUGAGCAAUCGCUUGCAGAGGAGUGAAGAGGCAGCUCACUAUAUGCAUGUUAAGAACCAGGCUGCUAUGGAUACCGUGAACCGACUUCUCCAAUUCAACCAGGAGCUCUCCAGGACUAUGCUUUCUCUUGUUCCUGCCGAGAGCCCCAUCUCCCGUGAUGUAAUUGCGUUACAGGGUGAGCUCCAAAGGCAAGCUGAUGUGCUUCGAACGAUCGAUGAGCCACCACAGGAACCCCCUUACACUGGUCGACAGCAGUACUUCGCCGGUGUCGAGAAUGCCCCGGUGUCACCCAGACAACUCGCUCAGGACGACCAGAGACGAGCUCCUACUCUGGGCGUCCCUCCAGCACGCGGCCAGAACUUCUACAAGCCACCGGUUCCUUCGAAUCUGUCAAACAGCACCAGGAGACCAUAUGGAUCGAUCAGUGGUAGCAGCCCUACUCAGUCGUCCCCGUUGCGCGCAGGCCCACCGCCUCCACCGCCUGCUCCUCACCCUCUGUCCAAUGUCGAAACCGUUCCUGGCCCUGGCAGUCUAGCACGCCGUCACACAGCUGCUGAUAUUCGUGCUCACGGCUGGCAACCCACACCCUCUCCUUUCAGUUCCGGCGCGCCUUCCGGUGCUUGGCCACCCUCGCCUAGCCGGGCAGCCCCCGAUGAGCAGCGUAUUCGGGAUUCUUUGUCAACAUACUCGCUACAGACAGCGUCUCAAACACAUCCUCAGUCACGCCCAACGACUCCUCCUCCACCCUUUGUAAACGGCAUUGGUGGCUCGGACACGUUUGGAGGCUGGUCAUGGGGUUCCGCUGGUCGCGAGAAUAAGAAUCUUGCUUUGAAAGACCACUCAGCCCCCAUAUCCCGACGGGGAAGCAUGGCGCAUAUUCUCAACCCCAGUGAUACCGCCGAGAGGUCAGACGAAGACGAAGAUCCUCGAGGAGACGAUGACAGGAAGCGAAAGCGAAUGCAAUAA